AUGAAUAAUAAUAAUAAAUAUAAUUAUAUUUUAUUAUCAAUAAUUUUAAUUUUAAAUUUAAUAUUUAUAUCACCAAUAUUAUGUAUAAAAGUUUUUAAAAAUAAUGUAAAGUCGAGUGACCAAAUUACAGUAUCAGGUAUUAGCAGUGGUGGUUAUAUGGCAGUACAAUUCCAUGUUGCAUUCUCAUCAAUGGUAAGAGGUGCGGCAAUUUUAGCGGGUGGACCAUACUGGUGUGCAAAAUCUAGUGUAAUCACAGCACAAUUGGAUUGUAUGAAAGCACCAGAACUAAUUAGCAUCACAGAAUUAAUUGGUGCAACUGAAUUUGCAGCAACUUCAUUAACAAUUGACGAUCCAUCCAAUUUAAAGAAUAGUCAAGUUUGGUUAUACUCUGGUAUGAAUGAUACAGUUGUUGUACCGGGUGUAAUGAGAAAAUUGGUUGAAUACUAUUCAAACUAUGUCAAUAAUGAUAACAUUAAAACCAUGUUCGAUAUUCAAUCAGAACAUGCUUUCAUCACAAACUCAUUUGGUAAUAAUUGUACGUACUUAGGUCCUGAUUAUAUAAAUAAUUGUAAUUUCAAUGCACCAUGGGACUUUUUAUCACAAUUUUAUGGUGAAUUAAAUCAACCAUCUUUAAAUAAUUUAACUGAAAAUAUUAUUACAAUUGAUCAAUCAUCAUUCAUACCAAUUGGAUAUACAACAAUCACAGCUGGUUUAAAUAAUUUUGCAUAUGCAUAUAUUCCAACUUCUUGUAAAAAUGAUAAAUCUUUAUGUUCAAUUCAUGUUGCUUUUCAUGGUUGUUUACAAACUGUUGCAACAAUUGGUGAUAAUUUUUAUACAAAAACAGGUUACAAUGAAAUCGCUGAGACAAAUAAUAUUAUAAUAUUAUAUCCACAAGCAUUGGAAACUGAAUUAAAUCCAAAAGGUUGUUUUGAUUGGUGGUCAUUUACUGGAGCUGAUUAUGCUUCUCAAUUAGGUGUUCAAAUGGGUGUUGUUAAAUCUAUGGUAAUGUCUUUGUCAAAUUAA
Molecule: messenger RNA, 1023 nt
Organism: Dictyostelium discoideum AX4
Lineage: Eukaryota; Evosea; Eumycetozoa; Dictyosteliales; Dictyosteliaceae
Gene: phaZ
Product: polyhydroxybutyrate depolymerase
Exons: 3
Coding region: 1-1023 (340 amino acids)
Source: RefSeq, a predicted model, not a curated record